Molecule: messenger RNA, 930 nt
Organism: Phacochoerus africanus (Common warthog)
Lineage: Eukaryota; Metazoa; Chordata; Mammalia; Artiodactyla; Suidae
Product: olfactory receptor 4C11-like
Biological process (GO): G protein-coupled receptor signaling pathway
Cellular component (GO): membrane
Molecular function (GO): olfactory receptor activity; G protein-coupled receptor activity
Source: RefSeq, a predicted model, not a curated record
AUGCAGCAAAACAACAGUAUCACUGAGUUCAUCCUCUUAGGAUUGACACAGGAUCCUAAAAAGCAAAAAAUGGUGUUUGUGAUCUUCUUCAUUUUCUAUGUGGGAACCUUGGGGGGCAAUCUGCUUAUCAUUGUGACCAUCAAGUCUAGCCAAACACUUGGGAGCCCCAUGUAUUUCUUCCUGUUUUAUUUGUCCUUGGUUGAUGCCUGCUUUUCAACUUCCAGCCCUAGACUAAUUGCAGAUUCUCUGUCUACAAAGAAAAUCAUAUCUUACAAUGAGUGUCUGACUCAGGUCUUUGUGCUGCAUUUAUUCGGAUGCAUGGAGAUCUUUGUCCUCGUCCUCAUGGCCAUGGAUCGCUAUGUGGCCAUCUGCAAGCCCUUGAAUUACCCAACCAUCAUGAGGCGCCAGGUCUGCAUCAUCCUGAUUGUUCUGGCAUGGAUAGGGUCUUUUAUACAUUCUAUGGCUCAGAUUAUCCUGGCCUUGAGAUUACCUUUCUGUGGAUCCAAUUUGAUUGAUCACUACUGCUGUGAUAUGCAGCCCUUGUUGAAACUUGCCUGCAUCGAUAUUUAUGUGAUGAAUCUCCUGGUGGCAUUUAAUAGUGGGGCCCUUUGUGCAAGCAGUUUUGUCAUACUGAUGAUCUCAUACAUUGUCAUCUUGCACUCACUGAGAAACCAUAGUGCAGAAGGGAGGAAAAAAGCUCUCUCUACUUGCACGUCCCAUGUCAUUGUAGUUGGCUUAUCUUUUGGUCCAUGUAUAUUUAUAUACACACGGCCCCCAACCACAUUCCCCAUGGACAAAAUAGUGGAAAUAUUUUAUACUAUUGGAACACCCUUCCUCAAUCCACUCAUCUACACCCUGAGGAAUGCAGAAGUGAAAAAUGCUAUGAGAAAGUUAUGGCAUGUCAGAAUUUAUUCAGAACACAAAAUAUGA